This is a messenger RNA of Mytilus californianus (California mussel), 510 nucleotides long. Its product is annotated as tubulin epsilon chain-like. Gene Ontology annotation, biological process: mitotic cell cycle; microtubule cytoskeleton organization. The transcript is spliced from 5 exons. Gene Ontology annotation, molecular function: structural constituent of cytoskeleton; GTP binding. Bases 1 to 510 code for a protein of 169 amino acids. The record is from RefSeq and is a predicted model, not a curated record. Lineage: Eukaryota; Metazoa; Mollusca; Bivalvia; Mytilida; Mytilidae. Gene Ontology annotation, cellular component: microtubule; cytoplasm.
AUGGCCUAUUUGUCUUUAGUAGUAACAGCUCAACAUAGUCAUAUUAAGGAUGUACUCAGUUCUGCAAGAUUUGAAGGUUCAUUGAAUGUAGACUUGAAUGAAAUCACCAUGAAGUUAGUGCCAUUGCCAAAGUUACAUUAUUUAGUGGCAAGUCAGAGUCCCCUUUACACAUCCGCAGAUGUCCACUUGCCACCCAGAAAAUUAGAUCAAAUGUUCUCAGAUGCAUUUUCAAGAGAUCGUCAAUUACUGCGGGCAGAUCCUAAACACCGCCUGUACUUAGCAUGUGCCUUGAUGGUACGGGGAAAUGUAGAGAUCUCAGAUGUUAGGAGAAAUAUUGAAAGACUUAAACCAAACUUAAAGUUUUUCAACUGGAACCAAGAAGGUUGGAAGACAGGACUCUGUGCAGUGCCACUUGUCGUAAAUGUGCAAUUACUACAGAGAAAGAAAGCAGCUGUUGUAAAAAACAAUGCACCUUCAAAUAAGACAACUUUUGAAGUUUCGAUUCGAUAA